Mesorhabditis spiculigera is the source of this 240-nucleotide messenger RNA. The record is from the annotation of a GenBank genome assembly. Lineage: Eukaryota; Metazoa; Nematoda; Chromadorea; Rhabditida; Rhabditidae.
AUGGGCACGUUUUGGCGUCUGAAACUUAAGACCAUAAAAGAAGCCAAUGGGUUGGAGGCGAAGAAUGACUCGCUGCUGGUUUCUGCGCUCGCCUUCGCCAGCCUCGCCUUUUUUACCGAUUUUCUGGUGAUAUCGAUUACCGACGACAACUGGAAAUUGAAUACCGUCAUCGGCAAUGUGGCCAAUACUUUUAGAAAGUAUAUGAGCAAUCUUAUCGUCAGGCAGGUUGCUGACGCCGUA